UCACUUACAAACACACAUAGCCAUGGCCUCUUCUUCUUCUUCACAAGCCUUCUUCUUGCUCACAUUGUCUAUGGUUUUAAUUCCUUUCUCCUUAGCUCAAGCUCCCAUGAUGGCUCCUUCUGGCUCAAUGUCCAUGCCCCCGACGAUGUCUCCGAUGCCAAUGAUGACUCCACCACCUAUGCCUAUGACUCCACCACCCAUGCCCAUGACUCCACCACCUAUGCCUAUGGCUCCACCACCAAUGCCCAUGGCUUCACCACCUAUGAUGCCAAUGACUCCCUCUACAAGCCCAAGCCCAUUAACAGUUCCGGAUAUGCCUUCGCCGCCGAUGCCAUCCGGAAUGGAACCUACACCUUCUCCGGGACCCAUGCCACCGGCAAUGGCGGCUUCGCCGGAUUCGGGAGCUUUCAAUGUUAGAAACAACGUCGUAGCACUUUCAUGCGUUGUUGGAGUUAUUGCAGCUCAUUUUCUCCUCGUUUGAGUUGAUUAUUGAAUUGGUCAGCCUCGUUUUCUUGUAAUUUACUUUCAUUUUUUUUUUCUCAAAUUAUUAGUGUUCAUCAUUUUAUUAUAUUUGAGUUUGUGUUUGAUGUACGAUUCAAACAUUUGUUUGCAUUAUGUGCUUAAUAAGUUUAUCGUUGACUCUAGUUGAAGAGAGACUUUGUAUGUGAUGUAAAUUUCUUCUUAUCUAUUAAACAUUGCAUUCGUAG
Molecule: messenger RNA, 707 nt
Organism: Arabidopsis arenosa
Lineage: Eukaryota; Viridiplantae; Streptophyta; Magnoliopsida; Brassicales; Brassicaceae
Source: the annotation of a GenBank genome assembly